Molecule: messenger RNA, 27251 nt
Organism: Daphnia carinata
Lineage: Eukaryota; Metazoa; Arthropoda; Branchiopoda; Diplostraca; Daphniidae
Gene: bent
Product: twitchin-like
Biological process (GO): protein phosphorylation
Molecular function (GO): protein kinase activity; protein binding; ATP binding
Source: RefSeq, a predicted model, not a curated record
CUUCUCUGCAGUUGGCUAGUAGGUGUUGUAGCCAAGAGAGCUGAUUACGUAAACCUCUGGUUUUUCGAAUCACGCUUGAUUAAAUUUGCUUGAUAUCCGGACACUAUCUUUCAAUUUAUUUUAAAACAAUUGCUCGUGUGGCCACAGUGCUUUGCAUUCUGAAAAGUUUGAAGUGUAACUAGAAAAACGCCCACAAUCUAUUGACAUCGCUGACGAAAAUAUCUAGUGAGACGCGGAGGGAGUUGUUAGAUGUUCUAAUCAUUGGGACGCUUCGUUCGUCAGUCACAGAGUUUCACUCUAUUCCCACCCUUCCCGUACUGGGAGGGUGGCACGCCUACACAGGCGGCAAGGAAGCCACCAUGGGUGUGAAUGAAGAUUUGGCCCCAAGUUUUACCCAGAAACCUACACUUCGUCAAGAGGAUGAUGGCAACCGAUUGGUAUUCGAAUGCCAACUGGUGGCGAAUCCUUUCCCAGUAAUCACCUGGUUUCGCGGAGAAACCCAAUUGUCUGAAAAUGACCGCACUACCAUGAAAGCCACCGAGCUGACGCCCAGCAAGUAUUUAGUCGUUCUCGAACUCGACGAUGUGAUUGAAACAGAUGCUGGGCUGUAUAAAGUUAGUGCCCAUAACAAAUUAGGAGAGGUAGCUGCCUCUAUCAACCUGAAUUUUAGUCCAACGGACGAGCCCAAAGAAAAGCAAAUAGAUGGAAUUGCACCUACAUUCGCCCAAAAGCCAUCAAUCAAACAAGAAGAAGAUGGCAAACGAUUACGAUUCGAGUGCCGAAUCUUAGCGGAUCCACGUCCAGAAGUAAGCUGGUUUCACGGCGGAACUGCAAUCAAGAACGGCGGUCGAUACCGAAUCUCGAUCGAAAAAGAUGGCAACUCAUACUUCUCCACAUUAGAAAUCACGAACGUGGCCGUUGAAGACGGUGGAAAAUAUAAAGUGACGGCUAAAAAUGAGCUUGGCGAAAGCAACGCCACAAUCAGCCUCAAUUUUGACAGUUCCUACUUGAACUCAUCCAGCGAAGGUAAAACCCAAGAUAACGUUAAACCUACCUUUACGGAGCGGCCCGUUAUCCGCCAGUCGGACGACGGGACCAAAGUAUUUUUUGAAUGUCGCUUGGUCGGUGAGCCCAAACCUACCAUUACAUGGUUUCAUAAAGGAGAACAAAUCAAAGAGGGUGGCCGGCAUAAGAUCAGUGUUAUCCAGGACGCAAAAUUGUUCUAUUUAGUUUCGCUCGAAAUCGCUAGCGUAGAUGCUACCGAUGAGGGCGAAUACAAAGCAGUAGCCAAGAACAGCCAUGGUGAAGGAGUUGCUACGAUCAACUUGAACUUCGAAGGAAGUGGCAAGCCCAAAAUUCCUGAAGGGAAAGCACCGAGGUUCCCUAAGAAACCCACUAUAAAACAAGAGGGCGACAAGCUAAUAAUGGAGUGCCUUUUGGAAGCAAACCCGAGUCCAGAAGUAACGUGGUUCCAGGGUAAUAAAGUCAUUGCUGACAGUUCAAGAGUCAAGAUGACUCGAACUCCACUGGGAAAAGACACAUUUGCUCUAGCACUGGAGAUUCUUAAUCCUACUAAAGAAGAUGGAGGAAACUAUCGGUGCAAUGCCUGCAACGCUUACGGAGAGAGCAACGCGAACAUAGCUCUUAACUUUCAAGGUGGCGAAGAAGAAGCAUCGGAUGCUAUCGCACCUACAUUCAUCGAGAAACCUAAAAUUGUUCCGAAUGAAACUGGAACGCUGAUAACCAUGAAAUGCAAAUGUCGAGCCAGACCCGCUCCUGUCGUCACUUGGUUCAAGGAUUCAACACAAGUGAGCGAAUCUGCACGGUUUAAAAUGAAGUGUAAUUCCCUCGAAGGCGACAUCUACGAAUUGGUUCUUCAGAUCAAGGAUCCGUCCAAAGUCGAUGGUGGGCCUUACAAGUGCCACGUUAAGAACGAACACGGGGAAUCGAACGCCAAACUCAAUUUGAACAUCGAGGCAGAUGCAGAACCGGAAGGCUACCCUCCUAGCUUUGUUGAAAAGCCUCGAAUGGAAUCCAGUGCAGAUGGAAAAAAAGUGAUCAUGCAUUGCAGAGUAAAGGCCGAUCCAAAACCCUCGAUCAGUUGGACCAGGGAGUCGGUAACUGUCAAGGAGUCAUCACGCAUUUCAAUUAAUGUUGUUCAAGAAAAGGAUGUUUACAUUAUCAAACUGGAACUUUCGGAUCCCUCUCCGAACGAUGCUGGGUUAUACAAAUGUACGGUCAAGAACGUUCAUGGCGAAAUUCAUGCCAAUCUAAACCUAAACAUCGAAAUUGCUCCUGUAAUUCCUGAUGUUCCUAGAGUCAUCAGGAUCGAAAAGAAGAGAACCAUUGUGGUAGAAUGCCAUGUAAAGGCGCAAACUGAACCGUCUGUGCUUUGGUACAAGGAGCAGAGCGUGGUUCAGAAAAGUUCUAAACACAUGGUUCAUGUCAACAGAGUUUCAGAGGGUGAAUUUGCUGUUCAACUGGAGAUUUCAGAAGCUCAGAUAAGUGAUCGCGGUGUCUAUAAGCUAGUGGCGAAAAACGAAAAAGGUGAAGCCAUUUCUAAAACGGUGGAAGUCAAGGAUAUUCCUGUAGAUGAUGUGAAACCCGAGCCGAAACCCGAGCCGAAACCCGAGCCGAAACCCGAGGCAAAACCCGAGCCGAAACCCGAGGCGAAACCCGAAGCCAAACCCGAGGCGAAACCCGAAGUGAAAAAACAGAAGUCGCCUGAAAAGACCAAAGAGGAAACGAGCACGAAGGAAAAAGAGAAAACUACGACUAUAACUGCAGAGAAGAAGGAAACUCGGGUAGAGGAGGUAAAAGUAGUGAAACCGAAACCGGCGGAAAAGACCAAAGAAGAACCAAGCCCAAAAGAAAAGCCAACACUAAAAAAAGUCGAAGGUUCGAAGCCGACUGUAGCCAAGCCACUUCAGAAUAUGUCGGUAGAAGAAGGUAAAUCAACCGAAUUGAUAUGCCAACUGAAAACAAGUGACACAAAGGCAACAGUUACCUGGACAAGGGAAGAAAAACGAAUCGCAGAGAGCAGCGAAAUGCGCAUGUCAUUUGACGGCACCGUAGCUCGGUUGCACAUCCAGUCAGUUCAUUCGGAGAUGUCUGGAACCUACAAAUGCCAGAUUGUUAACGAGUUCGGAAAAGAAGAGAGCACUGCCCAACUGAGUGUCAUCAGCAAGAAGAAGAAGGAAAAGAAAUGUGAAGACGGAUUUGUACCGGAAGAAGUGCACCAAGAGAAGGUUCAACCCCAGCAACAGAAAAUUAUGGAUAAACUUGACGAAACGUCAACGGAAAAGAAACCGAAUAUGAUGGGUGCCCGUUCUUCGCCUAAUGGAAAUUCUGCUACGCCAUUGGAAAUGGCCGCAAAAGAGAAACCUCCGAGUUCAUCGGUUAACCAAAGUAAUACUUCUGAGAGGAUGAACGCAGACGUGCCGAAGGAUCGGAAAUCAAACAUGGAUAACCAAACGACCAAGGAACUGAUAGGUGAAACUUCUAUUCGACCACCAGUUGAUGGGCGACGUCAGGACACAGCAACUCAAGACGGCCAACCUCAAAGCAGAAAAGGUAGUGUGUCAUCCGACCGUCGGCGCGAGGUUGCCUCUUCCAUUUCCUGUGGCGAAGCAGAAGAAAUAGCAUCGCGUGAGAAAUCAGAGGACCUUUCAAACGGGGCUGCUACCCUUAACGAGACCGACAAACUGAAACCGCUGGCUAAACCGGGCGUUCCCGUGCAAAAAGUUGGGGUUCCCACGAAUAGCAAUCUGAAAUCGGAUGAAGGAAAAGCAAUGGAUUCCACGAAUAAUUGUACGAAGCAAGCAGAACCCAUCAACAGCCAAGCAACUAACGAUGAAAAACAUAAACCGAACGAGAACGAAAAGAAGACGCACAAACCGAAAGAGGGUCCAACUUCCAUGCAAACACUUCUUGUACCGAAAAUUGACGAACCUCAAGGCCAGGACAAAUCACAUUCCACCGACGCAGCUGGAAAGCAUGAAAAAUUAAUUUCCAAACCAUCAUCUGACGCGGCUAAAACCUUUAGCGACACAAAGAAAUUAUUAAAACCAACCAGAAUAAAGAAAGAAGAGGACACCGCCCCCAAAGAACAGGAUAAAAAGCUUAAACCUGUGAAACCCAGCGAAGAGGAGAAACCUGAGCUGCCCAAAGAUCUGGCAACGAAGUUACGCGAAAAAGAAGCUCCAAAGAUCGAGGUUUUGGAACUGGAAUCUCCAGGAGGAAGCCGCCGAGGCUCCAUUCAACCUGGAUCAGGACCGCCUAGCAGACGAGGAUCUCUCAUUCCACCCGAGGACCAACCGCGUCGGCCUAGUCUACUCAUCUCCGAUGAGCAAUCAAUCAAAUUACGCCCGGGUGAAUUGGCUGCUGAGAAAAAAGCUAGGCCAGGGGAAGUGGAUGAAAAACAGAAACGAAGAACCAGCACUGACGCCCGCCGCCCAAGUACGGCUGAUGUGGGCGAGUGCAUUGAUAAGCCAUCAACACCACUCCGGCCAGUGGGUCCACCUGGUCCACCAUCUAUUGUCGAUAUUCAAGAAAACUAUUCAGCCGUUGAAGACGCAAAUGCCUACAUUACUGUUCGUGUGGAGGGUAAUCCAGUACCCACCUUCCGUUGCUUCAAAGGUAUCACAGAGAUCAUGGAUGGUGGACGCUACAAAUAUGUUACCGAUGGUGAAACGAACACCUUAACGCUUUGCAUCCGCAAGACAAAGCCGAACGACGAAGGGAAUUACCGAAUCGUUGUGACCAACGAACAUGGAGAAGACACAGCCGAAACGACUCUUUUUGUAUCAGACGCAAGUGGCAUGGACUUCCGUGCCAUGCUAAAAAAACGCAAAUAUGCCAAAUGGGGCAAGGAUAAAGAAGAUCCCGACUGGGGCACUCUCAAAGAAGUCGAAGAGCCACCGAAGCCACAACUGAAAAAAGUCGAAAAGAAACAAGAGAGCUUCAUGAAGCCUUUGAUCGACCAUACCGUUAAAGAAGGCAAAGAUAAGAAGGUGGUCUUUGAGUGCAUCUUCUCGAAGCCAAAUGGCAAACCUAAAUGGUUUCUUAAGAAAGAUGAAAUAUUCUCCGGGUCUCGCCAUAAAAUGACAGUUGAAAAUGACGUCUAUAAACUGAUUAUAACUCAGCCCAAAGUGGACGACAUGGGCAAAUAUACGAUAGAUAUUGGAGGCAUCACCUGCAGCGCCUAUCUUACUGUCGAGGAAGCUGACCAAGUGUAUUCGUUCGUCCGCCAGCUGCCAAAGAAAGCGGAAGCUUACCUAAACCGCGAAUAUGAGCUUGAAUGUCAGGUUAGCCAUCACAAAGCGCCAGUCAACUGGUACAAAGGCGAAGAGAAAAUUGAGGCCGAUGGACAGAGGUUUGAAAUUAGCAAAGACCUCACAGGAACCUGUCGCCUCAUUUUCAAAGGACCAAUCAAAGAAGACAAUGGAGAAUACAGCUGUAAAAUUGAGAGGCAGAAUCUCAAGACUUCGUGCCACCUCAAGUUUAUCGAAUUCCCGCACAAAUUCACCAAGACACUUUUGAGCGUCCAAGCCGCUGAAAAGGAGGCGGUAAUGCUGGAAUGCGAAGUAGAUGAGGACGAUGCAGGUGUAAUCUGGAAGAAAGACGGCGAAGUUUUCAAACCCACCGAUAAAAAGAUUCAAAUUCAAGUAGAGGGCAAGAAACGACGCCUCUUCUUCAAAGAAAUCAAGAUGAGCGACGCCGGAAACUACACUUGUCACACCAACGCCGACGAGACCCAAGCAGAGGUGACUGUCGAUUACGUUAACAAGUUUAACAAGAAACUGAAAGACACUGUCGUCACCGAACGUGAAAAGUUAAUCCUCGAGGUGGAGGUGGCUGAUCAGACAGCUUCGACUGAAUUUUUUCUCAAUGGCGAAGCUAUUAAACCAUCGGAUCGCAUCGAAAUCAAAAAUUUGGGUGGUGGCAAGCAUCAACUCAUAUUUAAUAGUGUCGAACUUACUGAUCAAGGAGAAAUUAAAUGCAAAUCUGGUCGACUCAAGUCCACUUGUCAGCUUACCGUCAACAAGGGCGAAGGCAAACCGGAAAUCAACCUUGAUACCCCUGUCGAAGGACCUAGCAACAAAAUGUUAAUUGUUGACGUCCCCUACGUUGUGCCGGGAGUUCGGAAAUCUCCCGUUGAAGCCAAAUUAUCGAAAGACGGCAAGAGCCUUGGCGUGAAAGAAGUCGAAAUCAUCGUUCAAGAGGAUAAAGCAAUUUUGAAGCUUAAGAAAACUGUUCGUUCUUCAAGCGGUAUUUACCAGAUCAAGCUGUCAAACGCUCAAGGAGAGACUACUAAAGACGUGUUCUUCAACAUUCAAGAUGUCCCUGGCUCACCCGAAGAUAUUUCAGUUCAUGAUAUUUACCAAGAUUCUUGCGUUCUCAAGUGGAAAAAGCCAAAAGACGAUGGUGGCAUGCCCAUCACUAAUUAUAUCAUUGAACGUCAAGAUCUGUCUGUAAAAGGUGGAUGGAAUGCAGUAGGAGAACUCCCAUCCGACCAACCUUUAUCUUACAAGUGCGAAGGGUUGAUCAACAAAAAAGAGUACAAAUUUCGUGUUGUGGCUGUAAACAAAAUGGGUAACUCGGAGCCAGGUGUUUUCCCCAAAGUUGUGCUCGCCAAAGAUCCUUGGGAUGAACCUGGAAAACCAGGUAAUGCUGAAGUGGUCGACUGGGAUGUCGAUCAUGCUGACAUUACAUGGACGAAGCCAGAAAAUGACGGAGGCUCUCCCAUCACUGGCUACGUCAUUGAGUACAAGGAAAAAUUCGGAAAUGACUGGGUGACAGCACAGGAAUUCCCUGGCGAUGCUACGAGCGGUACGGUUACGGGGCUUAAAGAAGGCACACAGUAUGAAUUCCGUAUUAGGGCUAUCAAUAAAGCGGGGCCCGGAGAACCCAGCGAUGCCACUAAACCCAUAAUCGCCAAAUCUCGUUUCGUCAAACCAUACAUCAUUGGCGAUGCAAUGAAACCAUUGGUAAUCAAGAAAGGACAAAUUAUUAAAUUCGAUGUUAAAUAUGGCGGCGAACCUGAACCUGAGGCUUCUUGGGACUUGGAAGGAAAAGCGAUCAAAAUCGACGGAGAAAGGAUACCCAACACGUCGACUAUAAGAGUGUCCGUCGACAAAUACGAACGCAACAGCGUGCUGACGGUGCGUAAAGCGGUUCGUGCAGACAGCGGCAAGUACAGAAUCACGUUGAAGAAUAGCUCCGGAACGUGCGAGGGCGUUGCUGAUGUCGUUGUUCUUGAUAAACCGUCCAGACCCACUGGACCCAUUAUUGCUGAUGAAAUUCGAGCUGAUCACAUUAAGAUCAAAUGGAAGAAACCAGAAGACGCCGGAGGAUCGCCGCUUACUGGCUACAUUAUCGAAAAGAUGGAUAUGGACACCGGACGAUGGGUUGCUGCCGGUGAGGUGGGACCCAAUGACGAAACUUUUACUGCUACUGGCUUGACGCCCAAAAAGAAAUACAAGUUCCGCGUCAAAGCCGUCAAUAAAGAAGGCGAAUCGGAGGCGUUGGAGGCAGAUGAGGCUAUAAUGGCCCGAAAUCCUUAUGAUGAGCCUGGCAAACCAAGCAAGCCCGUUAUUGAAGACUAUUCAGUUUCCAGCGUAACGCUGACUUGGAUCAAGCCUGACAACGAUGGUGGUCGGCCACUAACACACUAUAUCAUCGAAAUGAAGGACAAACUAUCCGUUGAGUGGAAGGAGGUACUCAUCACUCCUGACCCGACGUGCAAAGCGACAGUAGAUGGACUGAAAGAGAACCAAAUAGUGACGUUCCGCGUCCGCGCAGCCAACAAAGCUGGCUUUGGGGAACCUUCAGAGCCCACGGACACGCACACUGUCAAGCAUAGGAACUUGAAACCCAGGAUCGACCGCACUACGUUGAAAACAACCACCAUCAAGGUAGGCCGUGCCCACAAGUGGUCGGUGGAUGUGGCCGGUGAGCCACCUCCAACCAUUGUGUGGGUUUGGCGUGAUAGCAUCGCACUCACCAACACCGAGCGUAUUACCAUUGAAAAUCGCGAUUAUCACACGGAUUUCUCGAUAAUCGAUGCCACCCGCAAGGAUGCCGGCAUCUAUACUUUACAAGCAGAAAACAAAUCCGGAAAGGAUUCUGAAUCGGUUGAGCUGAUUGUUUUAGGCAAACCGAGCUCACCAAAAGGACCGUUAGAGGUUACCGAUGUCCACAAAGAAGGUUGUAAAUUAAGCUGGACUAAACCUGAAGACGACGGCGGACUCCCCAUUAAAGAAUACGAAAUUGAGAAGCUGGACGUGAGCACGGGCAAAUGGACCCGGGUCGGCAAAGUCAACGGAGAGAGGCAGCCACCCACCUAUAACGUAACAGGCCUGGAACCGGGCAAGAGCUACCAGUUCCGAGUCACCGCUAUUAACGACGAAGGAGAUUCUGAACCCUUGGUCACGACACAUGCCAUUGUUGCCAAAGAUCCUUACGAACAAUCUUCUGCUCCUGGACGGCCCGAUAUCGUCGAUUAUGACAACCGCAGCGUCGACUUGAAGUGGACAGCACCAACCGUAGAUGGAGGCGUUCCAAUCGAGAAAUACAUAAUCGAGAAAAAAGACAAAUUCAAACCCGAUUGGGAAAAAGCUGGCGAAGUGCCUGGAGACAAGUUGGAAGGCAAAGUCGUCGACCUGAAAGAACGUGGUGAAUACCAAUUCCGCAUCGUAGCCGUCAACAAAGCUGGAUUAUCCCCACCGUCAGAACCAACGCAGAUGCAUCUAGUGAAGCACAAACUACUCAAGCCGCAAAUCGACCGUACUAACUUGAAGCAAAUCAUGAUAAAAGCUGGCAAAGUGUUCAAGUACGACGUCAACAUCAGAGGUGAACCGCCUCCGACAGUCACUUGGUAUCUUGGCGAGAAAGAAGUCCUAUCACAAGAGAACGUUGAAAUUGUCAAUAUCGACUAUAACACCAAACUGAAUGUGAUUGACGCGAAACGAAAAAAUUCUGGCAUGUACAAGAUUGUUGCAGUCAACGAACACGGAAAAGACGAAGCCCAGGUUGAGGUGGUUGUCCUCGCCGCUCCAUCGAAACCUAAGGGACCGCUGAAAGUGACCGACGUAACCAAGAGUGGCUGCAAAUUGGCGUGGCAACCUCCCGAGGAUGAUGGUGGCAAGCCAGUCACAGGUUACGUAGUCGAGAAGCUAGAUAAAGGCCGCUGGGUACCGGUUGGUCGAUCCAAAGAUCCAGAGAUGGACGUUGGUGGCCUGCAAGAAGGCAAAGAAUAUAGCUUCCGAGUUAGAGCUGUGAAUGACGAAGGCGAAUCUGAGAAUCUCGAAACAGAUCAAUCCAUCAUCGCUAAGAAUCCGUUCGAUCCAUCUGGUAAACCAGGGACUCCAGAGAUCGUCGAUUGGGAUGUUGAUCGUGUCGACCUGAAAUGGACUGCACCCAAGAGCACGGGUGGUGUUCCUAUCACUGGUUACAUCAUUGAGAAGAAGGAACGAUUCGGAAGCAACUGGGAAGAAAUCCUGACAACGGAGAAACCCGAUUGUGAGGCUCGAGUGCCAGGAUUGAAGGAAGGUCAGCAAUAUCAGUUCCGCGUCCGAGCAGUCAACAAAGCGGGACCGGGUGAACCUAGUGAUCCGACUGCACCACACAUCGCCAAGGCGCGAUUCCUCAAACCGCAGAUCAACAGAGAAAAGCUCAAACAAAUUGUGGUGAGAGGUGGACAAUUCGUGAAAUUCGACGUCGACGUUAAAGGCGAACCAGCGCCAACUAUGCAGUGGAUUUUCGCUGGAGCGCCGUUGGAGUCCCAAGACCGCAUCAAAAUCGACAACAGCGAACACAACACCAAACUGUCGAUUGGUGACUCGAUCCGCAAAGACACUGGCGUCUACACUCUGGUGGCGGAAAACAGCGUUGGCAAAGACGAAGCCACAGUCGAAGUCAGCAUUUUAGCUAAGCCAGGCAAACCGGAAGGACCGAUGGAAGUCACCAACGUCCACAAAGAAGGCUGCAAGGUCAAAUGGGACAAGCCAAAGGAUGAUGGUGGUCUUCCCAUCACAGGCUACAUUUUAGAGAAGAUGGAAGUUGGUACAGGCAAGUGGUCACCAGCGGGCCGCUGCGACCCAGAGAAGAACGAACUCGACGUUGUUGGUUUGGAACAAGGCAAGAAAUAUCACUUCCGAGUCAAGGCAGUCAACGAAGAAGGAGAAGGAGAACCGUUGGAAACAGACGGCGCCAUCUUGGCCAAGAACCCUUUCGAUCCUCCGGCACCACCUGGACUACCGGAACUCGUCGACUGGAACGAAAACAUGGUCAAGCUGAAAUGGGACCAACCGAUCCGAGAUGGUGGUUCGCCCAUCACUGGGUACAUCAUUGAAAUGGUGGACAAGUAUGGCGGAAUUUUCGUCAAAGCCGCUGAAGUCAAAGGAAACGUUUGUCAAGGCGUCGUUAAUAACCUGGAGGAGGGUAACCGUUACGAGUUCCGUGUUCGCGCUGUGAAUAAGGCCGGACAAAGUGAGCCUAGCGAUUCCACCAAACCACACGUAGCCAAAGCCCGGUUCUUCAAACCGAAAAUCGAUCGAACUAAUUUACAAAAAGUGACGAUUAAAGUCGGUCUGCAAGUCAACCUUGAUGUCAACGUUGCCGGCGAACCUCCACCGGUUGUAACCUGGACUCUGAAAGACAAUGAAGUUCAAUCGAACGAACAAGUUCGAGUUGACAAUUCGGACUACAAUACCAAAUUCUUGAUUUUCCGGGCCACGAGAGCCCUCAGUGGUGUCUAUACCAUUACUGCCACAAACUCACAAGGCGAAGACAAAGCAGAAGUUGAGAUUCUCAUUCUGAGUAAACCAAGCAAACCUAAAGGUCCACUUGAAGUUGAAAACGUCCAUAAAAGCGGCUGCAAGCUUAAGUGGAAAAAACCGGAAGACGACGGCGGAUCGCCUAUUGAGUACUACGAGAUCGAAAAAUUGGACCCGUUGACUGGCCAGUGGGUACCGGCCGGUCAAUCGCAAGAGCCCGAAGCAGAAAUCACCGGACUUCACGAGGGCAAGAAAUACAAAUUCCGCGUCAAGGCCGUCAACAAGGAAGGCGAAUCGGAAGAAUUGGAAACCGAUCAAGCCAUUAUCGCCAAGAACCCGUACGAUCCACCCAGCAAGCCCGGACGUCCUGAACUCACAGACUGGGACAAGGACUUUGUCGACAUGAAAUGGAGUCCUCCGAAAUCCGAUGGCGGCAUGCCUAUCGACAAAUAUAUCGUCCAAAAGCGUGACAAGGACGCUAGGGGUUGGUCCGAAUGCGCUCGUGUCAACGGCGACAAGACCAGCGCCAAAGUCACGGAUGUGGAACCUGGACAUGAAUACGAAUUCCGUAUUGUGGCACUGAACAAGGCUGGCGAGAGCGAGCCGAGCGAUGUCUCUCAGUCGGUGGUGACCAAGCCACGAUUCUUGGCACCUCACAUCGACCGCAAAACGCUCAUGAAGCAAGUCAUUCACUCCGGCCAACUUCUGCGCAUGGAGGCGGACGUACAAGGUGAGCCAGCGCCACAAGUGACCUGGUUCCGUCAGGAGGAGCAGCUAGUUACCUACGAUCAGCUGACCAUCACCAAUGAACCAUACAGAACGAGUUUCAUCAUAACCAAGACUAAGCGUUCGGACACGGGUCUUUAUCGCGUUUUCGCCAAGAACGAUUCGGGCACCGAUCAAGUCGAAGUCGAAAUCAUUGUCCUUAGCAAGCCAGGUAAACCUAAAGGCCCUCUAGCAGUCAGUGAAGUAACUGCAGAAGGCUGCAAACUGAAAUGGGAACCGCCAGAAGAUGAUGGAGGCCUACCUCUCGAGAACUACGUCGUCGAGCGAAUGGAUACGGAUACGGGACGCUGGGUGCAGGUUUGCACGACAAAGGCUCCCGAAGCGGAAGUCAGUGGAUUAACCGAAGGCAAGGAAUACCAAUUCCGAGUACGUGCUGUCAACCCCGAGGGUGAGUCCGAUCCGUUGGAAACCGAUGUGCCAACACUGGCCAAAAAUCCAUACCAAGCACCUGACGCUCCAGGCAAGCCACAGAUCAAAGACUGGGAUCGCCACCAGGUCGAUCUGAAGUGGACCGUUCCGAAAUCGGACGGCGGUUCGCCUAUCACGGCCUACAUUGUAGAAAAGAAAGACAAUAACGCCACUAAAUGGUCAAAAGCUAUGGAGGUCGUUGGCAAUAAGUUGGAAGCCCGCGUUACUGGAUUGACGGAGAAUCACACUUACACGUUCCGCAUUCGUGCCGUUAACAAAGCUGGCCAGAGUAAGCCUAGCGAAGCCAGCGAUCCUGUUACGGCUAAACCACGUUUCUUGGCACCCAAGAUCGAUCGUACCAAUUUGAAGAAUGUGACUAUCAAAGCCGGUCAGCCGUUCAAGUUUGAUGUCAAUGUCAUUGGUGAACCAGCUCCAACCAUCACUUGGUUCCAGAACAAAGCUCAUUUACUCACCAAGGAUAACAUGACAGUCGAUGUUGACUCGCACCGUACAAAGUUGUCAGUCUUGAUGUCUUCCCGUGUCAAUACGGGCACCUACGUCAUUAAAGCCGAAAACAGUUCGGGUAAAGACGAGGCGUCGGUGGAAGUCACUGUUCUGGACAGGCCAGCUAAACCGGAAGGUCCGCUCAAGAUCAACGAUAUUCACAAGGAGGGAUGCAACCUCAAGUGGAACCCGCCCCUUGAUGACGGCGGAUCGCCCAUUGAGCACUACGUCGUCGAGAAAAUGGACACGGAGAACGGCCGAUGGGUUCCUGUUGGUCGCAGCAAAGACCCGAAAAUGGAAGUCAGCAACCUGACACCUGGACAGGAAUACAAGUUCCGCGUGUCGGCCGUCAAUGCGGAAGGCGAUUCAGAGCCACUGGAAGCCACAGAGGCCAUUAUCGCCAAAAAUCCUUUCGAUGAGCCAGGACCGCCCGGAGCUCCUGAAGCCACCGACUGGGAUCGGCAUUUCGUCGAACUCAAAUGGACCCAACCAACCAAGGAUGGUGGUUCUCCUAUCACUGGCUAUGUGGUCGAGAAACGCGAAAAGGGUAACACUCGCUGGACCAAAGCCGCCGAGUUCCGCACACCCGAAUGCAAGGGCAAAGUGGACAACCUCGACGAAGGUGUCACUUAUGAAUUCCGCGUCCGGGCUGUAAACGAAGCUGGAGCCGGAGAGCCUAGUGAAGCCAGCAAACCCAUUGUCACCAAACCCAGAAAAUUGGCACCUAAGAUCGACCGCCGUACUUUGCGCAACGUGACGAUUCGUGAAGGCGAAUCGUUCCUGUUCGACGUCAAGAUCAUCGGCGAACCUGCUCCAGAUGUCAGUUGGGCUCUUGGUGGCAAAUCCGUCCAACUGAGCCAUUCGAGAAGAAUUGAAAAUGUGCCAUACAACUCCAAGUUCUUCAACGACAAAGCCGAACGAAAGGACACUGGCACCUACCUCAUCACUGCCAUCAACAAGUGGGGCCAGGAUACGGCCGAGGUGGAAGUUGUUGUUGUCUCCAAACCGGGCAAACCAGAAGGACCGCUGGAAGUGAGUGAUGUGCACAAAGAAGGAUGCAAGCUCAAGUGGAAGAAACCGAAAGAUGACGGCGGCGAACCUAUUGAGUGUUACUCUGUUGAGAAAUUCGACGCCGAUAGUGGUAUGUGGCUGCCAGUAGGCAAGACCAAGGAUCCCGAACUCGAUGUCCUUGGUUUGGUACCGGGCCACGAAUAUCAUUUCCGGGUCAAGGCCGUCAACAAGGAGGGAGAGUCGGAGCCUUUAGAGACCAUGGCUCCCAUCAUUGCCAAAGACCCUUUCACCGUUCCAUCCGCGCCUCGCAAUCCCGAGGCCAUCGAUUGGGGCCCAAGUUACGUGGAACUUUCUUGGAAAGAACCGAUUUCAGACGGAGGAGCAGUCAUUACGGGUUACAUCAUUGAGAAGCGCGACAAAUAUAGCGUCAUGUGGGAGAAAGCUAUGGAAACAUCGGAUCCGCUCUGUCAAGCCAAAGUUGUAAACUUGAUCGAGAACAUGGAGUAUCAAUUCCGUGUUAUCGCCAUUAAUAAAGCCGGAAACUCAGAACCCAGCGAUGCAACCAAAACGAUUAUCACAAAAGCUCGCUUCCUUGCACCCAAGAUUGAUCGGCGCAAUAUGCGAGAUUUGACGCUUACUGCUAAUUCAAUGCUGAAAUUUGAUGUUGGAAUUAGUGGUGAACCUCCACCAACUGCAGUAUGGACAGUGAGCGGUAAUCCGAUUAGGGCGUCCAAAUCAGUUCAAAUCGACAGCGUCGAUUACAACAGUAAGCUGAUCAUGCGCAAUGUUCAGCGCGGUGACAGUGGUGAAUACACCAUCACGGCAACGAACAGCUCGGGCAAGGACAGUGUGACGGUGACCGUCACGGUGACGGAUAAGCCUAGCGCACCGGAAGGGCCGCUCCAAGUCAGCGACAUCCACAACGAGGGCUGCAAACUCAAGUGGAAGAGACCAAAGGACGACGGCGGUGUGCCCAUUUCCUACUACCAAGUGGAGAAAUUGGACCCACAGACUGGUAUCUGGGUCCCUUGCGGCCGUUCCAACGAAACUGCUGCUGAAGUCGCCGGACUGACUCCGGGCAAAGAAUACAAGUUCCGAGUAAUGGCUGUCAAUACUGAAGGAGAAUCGGAGCCGCUGGAAACGCUGCAGCCCAUCUUGGCCAAGAAUCCUUUCGACGAGCCGGGGAAACCGACCGACGUGACACCGACCGACUGGGACAGGGAUCACGUCGACCUGAAAUGGGCGGCUCCGACCGCCGAUGGUGGGUCGCCCAUAACCGGUUACAUUGUGGAAAAGAAAGACAAGUACGGCGACUGGGAGAAGGCUGCCGAAGUGCCUGCCACGUUAACCAAUGCGCGCGCACUCGACCUUAUCGAAGGACAAGCGUACGAAUUCCGUGUCCGUGCCGUCAACGCGGCCGGCCCGGGUGAACCGAGCGACGCCACUCUACCCAUUGUGGCUAAAUCACGCAAUAUGCCGCCCAAGAUCGACCGAUCAACUUUAACGCCUGUCAAGAUCAAAGCUGGCCAAUCGUUCAGUUACGACGUGAAUGUAAGUGGUGAGCCGGCCCCCACAACGAAAUGGGCGUUGCGCGGAAAAGAAGUCAAGGCAGCCGACCACAUCCGCAUCACCGCAAUCGACUACAAUACUAAACUUAACGUUCGAAUGGCCACGCGUGCCGAUUCAGGUGUUUACACCAUUUCAGCCGAAAACAUCAACGGCAAAGAUUCUGCCGAUGUAGAUGUCGUGGUCAUCGACAAACCAGGUACUCCAGGCGGACCUCUGAAAGCCUCGAAUGUCCAUGCCGAUGGCUUGACUCUAGACUGGAAUCCACCCCAUGAUGAUGGUGGUAUCCCAGUCGACCACUACCUGGUCGAGAAAAUGGAUGAGGCCACAGGCAGGUGGGUACCAGCCGGACAAACCAAAGGACCGACCACGAAGCUAGACGUCGACGGCCUGACGCCCGGUCAUAAAUACAAAUUCCGAGUACGUGCCGUGAACAAGCAAGGCAAAUCAGAUCCGCUAACGACGGCACAGGCCAUCGAAGCUAAAAAUCCGUUUGAGGAACCGGGCAAACCAGGGACGCCCGAAAUUAACGAUUACGACAGGGACUUUGUUCAGCUCUCGUGGAAACGACCAGAGACAGAUGGUGGCGCGCCUAUCACGGGCUACAUUAUCGAGAAGAAAGACAAGUACAGUGGAGCGUGGGAGCCGUGCUGUGAAGUAACGGGCGACGUCAACAGUGGCCGCGUGGCCGAUCUCAUCGAAGGCGUCCAAUACGAAUUCCGUGUAAAGGCGGUUAAUAGAGGCGGACCAGGAGAACCGAGUGAUCCGACGCUGCCUCACACUGCUCGUCCCAAGAAUCUUCCACCCAAAAUUGAUCGUGCCACUCUGGGCGACAUCAAAAUCCGGGCUGGUCAGACAUUCGAUCUGGAUGCCAACGUCAUUGGUGAACCGCCACCGAGAAAGGAAUGGACAGUUCGCGGCCAGACUUUGGUUGUGGACUCACGUAUCCGUUUGACUGUUGAAGACUACAGCAUCAAACUAAGACUUACCGAUUCGAAACGCAGCGAUUCUGGCGUCUAUACCUUGACAGCCACUAACAUUAACGGCCAAGACACAGCCACUGUGAAGGUAACCAUUCUCGACGUACCAACGGCUCCCGAAGGCCCGCUGGCCGUCAACGACCUGACGAAAUCGGCUUGCGUCCUCCGUUGGAGGCCUCCAAAGGACGACGGCGGUUCCGACGUCACUCACUACAUCGUCGAGAAACAAGACGCCGAAAACAUGCGCUGGAUCACGGUGGGAGACUGCAAAGGCACCACGAUGCGCGUUCCGCUCCUGGAAAACCACGACUACAAGUUCCGCGUGCGCGCCGUCAAUCGGCAAGGCGAAUCAGUACCGCUCAACACUACGUCUACUGUAACAGCCAAGGACCCAUAUGAACGACCUGAUAAGCCCGGUACACCGGAGCCUACCGACUGGGACAAGAAUCACAUCGACAUACAAUGGAAUCCACCCAAGAAAGAUUGCGGCACACCGUUGACUGCCUACAUAAUCGAGAAACGCUCUAAAUUCGGCAUCUGGGAGAAGGCGAUCGAAGUGGCCGGCUCGCAGACAAAAGCUCGCGUUCCAGACCUGACAGAAGGAGAAGAAUACGAAUUCCGCGUGACGGCGGUUAACAAGGCUGGCGUUGGUGAGCCAAGCGAUGCAUCAGCACCAAUCAUAGCUCGCGCCCGUUACCUGGCUCCACAACUUGACAAGUCCUUCCUGGAGGAUAUAGUUGUGCGCGCCGGUCAACGCAUUGCUUACAAUCUACCGUACCAGGCGGCACCCAAACCUACCGUAAAAUGGCAGGUAAAUGGCAAGCCGGUACAUCCAGAGGACAGCCGUGUUCACAUGGCUACCUACGAGCGUCAGAUCUUGUUCGAAAUUCCCUUCUCGCUGCGCUCCGACACAGGAAAGUAUACAGUCACGCUGGAAAACAAUCUGGGCAACGUUUCAGCCACAGCCAACGUCACCGUUCUGGAUCGACCUUCCGUUCCCGAAGGGCCUCUUCUAGUCAGCAACGUCAAAAAAGAUGGCUGCCUCUUGUCAUGGAGGCCGCCACUGGAUGAUGGAGGUGCACCCGUCACCCACUACAUCAUCGAAAAGAUGGACACGUCGCGUGGAACAUGGGCCGAAUCGGCGGUGUCGUCCAACACUACUUGCGAUGUGACCAAAUUGGUCCACAUGAAAGAAUACUACUUCAGGGUGAAAGCAGUCAAUAGCAUCGGAGAGUCUGAUCCGCUUGCUACGGCCAACAGUAUGGUCGCCAAAAAUGCUUUCGACGAGCCGGACGCCCCCGGACGGCCUAACAUUGUCGAUUGGGACAGCGACUUUAUCGAUCUUGAGUGGAAACCACCAGCAAACGACGGUGGGUCACCCAUCACCGGCUACGUUAUUCAAAAGAAGGAAAAGGGUUCGCCGUUCUGGCAAAACGCUGGUCAAGUACCGGGCAAAGAGUGCAAGGGACGCGCUGCCGACUUGGUCGAAGGCACCGAAUACGAAUUCCGUAUCAUCGCCAUCAACGCAGCCGGCGCCAGCCAACCCAGCGAGCCGUCCGACUUGGUCAUGGCCCGUCCGCGUCAUCUGGCUCCCAAGAUCAAAACUCCGCUACGAGAAAUCCGCAUCAAGGCCGGCACCAUCUUCCAUGUGGACAUCAACUACAUCGGCGAGCCGUCGCCUAACGUCGAAUGGACUUGCGAUGGUCGCGUUCUCACAACCGACGAACGCGCCACCAUCACGGCCAUCGGCUACCACACGAUCGUGCACAUCGUCAACACGAGGCGUAGCGACUCUGGCGAACUUCGUCUCCGUCUCAGCAACGAAUCGGGCACCGAUGAAGGUUCCUUCUUGUUGGUCGUCAUGGACCGUCCAGGACCGCCGACUGGGCCUCUCGAGUACGAAGAGAUCACCAGCUCGAGCGUGACACUUUCGUGGAAAGCACCAAAGGACAACGGCGGCAGUGACAUCACGGCCUACGUCAUCGAGAAACGCGAUUUGACGCACGGCGGUGGCUGGGUGCCGGCCGUCAAUUACGUCGACCCGCGCCACACGCACGGCACCGUUCCCAGAUUGAUGGAGGGUACCAAAUACGAAUUCCGAGUCAUGGCCGAGAACGUCCAAGGCCGUUCAGAUCCACUGGACACGGACAAAGCCAUCGUGGCCAAGAACCAGUACGACGUUCCAGGACGUCCCGGACGGCCCGACGCCGUCGACACCGACAAGGAUCACAUCAAAAUCCGCUGGUCGCCACCGCACAGCAACGGCGGCUCGCCCAUCGUCGGCUACGAUGUGGAGCGACGCGACGUCCGCGGCCGCUGGAUCAAGAUCAAUCGCGAUCCGGUCCGCUUGAACGAAUUCAACGACGACAAGGUCCAAGAUGGCCAUCAAUACGAAUACCGAGUGACGGCCAUCAACGCGGCCGGACCGGGCAAGAGCAGUGAGGCGUCUCAUCCUUUCACAGCGAAACCGAUGCGCGAGAAACCACGCCUUCAUCUUGAUAAACUGACGAGCCGCCGGAUCAAGGUCAAAGCCGGCGAGCCCAUCAACGUCGAGAUCCCGCUCUCUGGCGCUCCCACUCCCACUGUCGAAUGGACCAAAGAGAAGAAGGCCAUCUCCGACAACCGCAUCGUCACCGACACGCAAAACGACCGUACCAAGUUGUACGUGUCGUCGUCGAGACGGACCGACGCUGGCAAAUACCAAGUCUCGGCCCACAAUGCGCACGGAAAGGAUAGUGCAGAGCUGGAGGUUUUGGUGAUGGACAAGCCUGCACCACCAGGUGGCCCACUGACUUACACGAACGUGUCGGCCGAAGGAAUCACGCUCAACUGGAAGAAACCGAUGGAUGACGGUGGAUCAGAGAUUACCGGCUACGUCAUUGAGAAAACAGACGCCUUGUCAGAAAACUGGCGACCUUUGCCGGGCUAUUGUCCAGGACUCAGCUUCACCGUCAAGACGGGCUUGGAGGACAGCAAACGCUAUGCCUUCCGAGUUCGGGCUGAGAACGUCUACGGACUUUCGGAGCCUCUGACCGGGAAGCCGGUGGCGGCCAAGAGUCCGUUCGACCCACCAGAUGCGCCCGACGGGCUCAAGAUCGUCUCCUACACGCCCAACAGCUGCACGUUGGCCUGGGAACCUCCAGCCUUCAGUGGCGGCCGUCCCAUUACGGGUUACUACGUGGAGAAACGCGACCGCGGUGGCGAAUGGUUGCGCGUGAACCAAUACCCGACGCCGAACCCCACUCAUAUGGUGACCAAUCUCAUUGAGGGCAACCGUUACGAGUUCCGUGUUGUUGCCGUUAACGAGGCCGGCCCGGGUAAACCCAGCCGCCCGACUGAACCUCUAGUAGCUCGAAUCCAGAAAUUUGCACCAGAAGCCCCCGACGCACCCAAACUGGAUCGUGUGUUCAGGAACAGCGUAGCCCUGUCGUGGCGUCCACCUCUGAAUGACGGUGGCUUGCGUAUCAAAGGGUACAUCGUUCAGAAAAAACUCAAAACUGCAGUGGACUGGGAGGAAGUAAAUUCUCUUCUGAUCAGUGAAACGAAUUACACGGUUCCAGGAUUGACAGAGGGUGAAGAAUACCAUUUCCGUAUCAUCGCUGUUAAUGACGUUGGUUCAUCACCUCCGAGUCGUGCGUCACCCACUGUGAAAGUGGAGGAGCAGGCAGACCGUCCACAUAUUGACCUGGGUUCGAUGCGUGACAUCACCGUGCGCGCAGGCGAAGAUUUCUCCAUCAUGGUGCCCUACCGUGCGUUUCCCAAACCAAUGGCGACUUGGUUUGCAAACGACGUGGUCUUUGACGAAACGGAUGUUCGGGUCCACUCUCAGGUGAUGGAUGAAUAUGCCACCAUCGUGGUUAAAAAUUCCCAAAGGAAAGAUACCGGGCCGUACAAAUUACAACUGCGCAACAACGCUGGGUUUGACUCCGUCACUGUCCACGUUCGCGUGCUGGACAGACCGUCGGCCCCGCUUAACCUGCACGCCGAGGACUUUGCAGGAGACAGCCUGACGCUCGUCUGGCAGCCCCCGAAGGACAACGGCGGUGCUGAGGUCACUAACUACGUCGUCGAAAAGAAGGAGCCACGUUCACCAACUUGGUCUCGAGUCAGCGGCUACGUGGUCGCCACGUCAUCAAAAGUCCGCGGGCUAGUCGUCGGCCGCGACUACGAGUUCCGCGUCAUGGCCGAAAACCAGUACGGAACGUCGGAGCCGACGACAACGGAAGAGCCCAUCAAGGCCAAACAUUCGUUCAACGUUCCCGGCGCACCUGGCAUGCCUCGCUCGCUAGAAACAAGUGGCGACUCGAUCACCAUCGCUUGGACAAGACCUCGCCAAGACGGCGGAUCGGCCAUCAUGGGCUACGUUGUCGAGCGUCGCCUCUACCGUGAAGAUAAAUGGACGAGAGCUUCACAUGCCGUUGUUGCCGAGCUAACUCUGCGUGUCAUUAACUUGUCGGAAAAUCACGAGUACGAGUUCCGCGUGGCCGCCGUUAACGCGGCCGGCCAAGGACCGUGGAGUGACAACUCUGAUCCAAUUUGCUGCCAACCAGCGCUCUGCGCCCCAAAGAUCACAAGCGACUUGAGCAUCCGCGACAUGACGGUCAUCGCUGGCGAAGAGUUCACCAUCACUGUCCCGUUCAACGGCAGUCCAACGCCGAAGCCUUCGUGGAACAUCAAUAACGACGAAGUCAUCCAGGAUGAUCGGAUUCGGUUUGAAACUUCGGCUACGGCCACGGUCUACCUCAAUCGUUGCGCGAAGCGCAGUGAUUCCGGAAAGUAUACUAUCCGGUUGACUAAUACCGAAGGUAGUGACUCUGCCUCUUGUCGCGUUUUGGUCGUUGGUAAACCAGGCCCACCGGUAGCGCCGCUGGACGUAUCAGAUAUCACCCCGGAAACUUGCACGCUGACGUGGCGUCCCCCCGCCGACGACGGCGGCUCGCCCAUCUCCAACUACGUUAUCGAUCGCAUGGACGUCUCGGUUGGGGUUUGGAUGAAAAUCAGCUCGUUUGUGCGUGGCUGCUCGUACAACGUUUUCAGUCUAGAAACCAAUCGCAAGUAUCUGUUCCGCGUCCGCGCCGAAAACCAAUACGGCAUCAGUGACCCACUUGAAAGCGACGACCCAAUCACAGCUAAAUUUCCUUUCACGAUUCCCGAGCCUCCUGGUCAGCCUCGCGUAUCCGACAGUGGAUCUGAUAGUGCCACGUUGACUUGGGAGCGGCCCCGCUACGACGGUGGAUCCAAGAUACAAGGCUAUCAAAUUGAACGCCGUGAUCUACAAGAGGAUCGCGACUGGAUCAUCGUCAACGAUUACCUCGUAAAGGACACCACCUAUGUAGCUCACAACCUGCUCAUUGGUCAUGAGUACGAGUUCCGCGUGCGGGCAAAGAAUGCUGCCGGUAUGAGUAAACCGUCGCCGUCCUCGUCCCGUUUCAAGACAAAGGGUAAAUUCACCGUACCUGCUCCACCCGGUGUGCCUCAAGUCGUCAAAGUUGGACGCACCUAUGUCGAUCUUCGAUGGGAACCGCCGGUUUCGGACGGUGGCAGCAGAAUUACGGGCUACCUCAUCGAAAAACGCGAGGUGGGAGGCGCGUUUUGGGUUCGUUGCAACGACUACAACGUCCUGGCGUGUGACUUCACGGUCAACAAUUUGAGUGAGGGCCAGGACUACGAGUUCCGCGUUUCAGCCAUCAAUGCGGCCGGAAAGAGCGAACCAAGCACAUGCGCUUCGGCAGUGAAAAUCCGCGAACUGACAGGUGGCGAAAAACCGCAGUUCGUGCGACCACUGGUUAGUAAAGGAGUGCCUAUGGGACGUAGAGUCGUUUUUGAGUGCGAAGCUACGGGCGUUCCUUGUCCGCGUAGCCGCUGGUUGAAGAACUCUCGCGAAGUAGUAACGGGAGGCCGUAUCCACACAGAAGAGCGUGACGGAGUCUUCCGUCUUACUAUUUCUGAACUGUGGGAAGUAGACGAAGGAGACUACACCUGCGAGGCUAUCAAUAUGAGUGGCUCUGCAAGCUGCACGGCCAGACUGAAGAUCGGCAAUCCGCCACGUAUCGACCGCCUGCCGGGCGACCUCUACCUACCCGAAGGAGACAAUACCAAGAUCAAGAUUUACUUCUCUGGCGACCAGCCGAUGGACGUGUCGCUGACCAAAGACGGCCACGAGAUUGUCGAAACGGUGCGCAUCAAAUACACCGUUUUUGACGAAUACCUCAUCAUCUUCAUCAAGGAGAUCACCAAGAGCGACGCUGGCCAGUACACUCUGCGAGUCAAGAACGACAGCGGCGACGUAUCCGCUUCCUUCACCGUUUACAUCACUGGAGUGCCCGGUGCUCCCAUUGGGCCCCUUGAGGUCUCGGACAUCACCCAGCACAAGUGCACCCUCAACUGGAAACCGCCUUCGUACGACGGCGGCAAGCGCAUCACCCACUACAUCGUCGAACGUCACGAUGUCAGUCACACGCAUUGGAUCUGCGUAUCCUCGCAGUGCAAGGACACAACUUUUACUGUUCAGGGCUUGACCGAAGGUCAAGAAUACCUGUUCCGUGUUAUGGCCGCUAACGAUAACGGCAUGGGUCCUGCGCUGGAAGGUGUUAAUCCUAUCAAAGCCAAAGCACCCUUUGAUCCACCCACGGCACCUGGCACGCCCAAUGUCACCGAAGUCGGUAAGGACUUUGCUCAUUUGUCAUGGGCCAAACCCGAUUCAGAUGGUGGAGCGCGUAUCCAGGGCUACUGGGUAGACAAACGCGAAGCUGGAAGUGCCACAUGGCAGCGCAUCAAUAUCAGUCUCUGCCUGACAACGCAGUUCAACGUUAGCAACCUCAUCGAAGACCGCCAGUAUGAAUUCCGCGUGUUGGCCCAAAACGAAGCUGGCCUAUCGCCGCCGUCAAUGGCUUCCACGUCGGUGCGUAUCAAAGAUCCCAACGCUGCCAGUCCACCAGAAAUUCUGACUCCGCUGAGAAAUGUGCUUGGUUUGGAGAACCGCAACGUUCAGUUCCAGUGUACCAUUCUCGGCAACCCUUCGCCCACUAUCACCUGGUACAAGGGAAUGCGUGAGAUUAGCUAUAGUUCCAAGUACAGCACGCGCAAAGAAGGCGACACUUAUUUCCUCGUCGUCAACGAUAUUUUCGGCGAAGAUGCAGAUGAAUAUGUCUGCCGAGCUGUGAACAAAGCAGGAGCCAAGUCCACCCGCGCUGAAUUGAUCAUCAAAACUGUGCCGAAGAUCAACGUACCUCCACGCUUUCGCGAUACGGCCUUCUUUGACAAAGGCGAGAACGUAGUAGUCAAAAUUCCAUUCACGGGUAAUCCGCGUCCGAAAAUCAUCUGGUCGCGUGAGGGUGAAACCAUCGAAACUGGCGCACACUAUCACGUUGAAGUGAAAGAAAGGCACGCCAUUCUUACAAUCCGUGACGUCACUCAGCUGGACAGCGGACCGUAUCGCCUCGUGGCCGAAAAUGAACUUGGCAUGGAUUCUGUGAUCAUAAAAUUGCAGAUUAGUGACCGACCCGAGCCACCCCGCUUCCCAACCGUCGAGAAUGUUGGUGCCGACUCGCUCAGCCUGACUUGGAAGCCUCCAACGUGGGAUGGUGGCAGUGCCAUCACCAACUAUAUUGUGGAGAAACGUGAACAUCCGAUGAGUAGUUGGAUCCGAGUCGGGCCUACCCGUUUCUGUGCCAUAAACGCUACAGCACUGAGCCCCGGCCACAGCUACGAGUUCCGUAUCUACGCCGAGAACGUGUAUGGCCGUAGUGACGCCAGUGAUGUAACACCACUUGUUCAAACAAAAGGCGGUGGUACUAAGCAACACAAACGUCGUCAGUACCAAGUAGACGAAGCGGGAAAGCGAAUUCGCGGGACGGCCAGUGAAGGGAAGAUCAACGAUUACGAUCAAUUCGUUUUCGAUAUCUAUUCCAAGUAUGUGCCUCAGCCUGUCGAUAUUAAAACGACGAGCGUAUAUGAUCUAUACGACAUACUGGAAGAAAUAGGCACGGGAGCUUUCGGUGUCGUGCACCGUUGCCGCGAACGGAAAUCUGGUCACAUUUUUGCUGCCAAGUUUAUUCCUGUUUCACAGGCUGUCGAAAAGGAGCUGAUCCGCAAGGAAAUCGACAUCAUGAACCAGCUGCAUCAUCCGAAACUCAUCAACUUGCACGACGCCUUCGAAGACGACGAUGAAAUGGUUCUCAUUUACGAGUUCCUUUCGGGCGGUGAACUGUUCGAGCGCAUCACCGCCGAUGGCUACACCAUGUCUGAAGCUGAAGUCAUCAACUACAUGAGACAGAUCUGCGAGGCAGUCAAGCACAUGCACGAGAAGAACAUUAUCCACUUGGACGUCAAACCUGAGAACAUUAUGUGCGUCACCAAGAACAGCACGGUCGUCAAGUUGAUCGAUUUCGGACUGGCGACGAAACUCGACCCCAAUCAGUUGGUCAAGAUUUCCACUGGCACAGCCGAGUUCGCCGCCCCGGAAAUCGUCGAGCGCGAGCCUGUCGGCUUCUACACGGACAUGUGGGCCGUCGGUGUGCUGGCUUACGUCCUGCUCAGCGGUCUGUCGCCUUUCGCCGGCGAGAACGACAUUGAAACGCUCAAGAACGUCAAAGCCUGCGACUGGGACUUUGACGAGGAAGCUUUCUCAACAGUUUCCGAAGAAGGGAAAGACUUCAUCCGUCAUUUGUUGACCAAGAACAAAGAGAAGCGCAUGACAGCCCAUGAGUGUCUUCUCCACCCGUGGCUGCUGGGCGACCACAGCGCGUUGUCCACCACCAUUUCUUCUUCGCGUUACCUUGCCAUCCGCGACAGGCUUCGCGCUAAAUACCCCGGUUGGGAAGAUUACCUGGUGCCCAUCGGACGUCUCUCCGAGUACAGCUGCCUCCGCAAGUUGCUGAUCGAGCGCUACCGCAUCCACGAGUAUUCGUUCGACCGGCGCGAAGCGGCUCCGCGCUUCGUCAUCCGGCCAAAGUCCGCUUUCGCUUACGAAGGACAAAGCGCCAAAUUCUACUGUCGCAUCAUUGCUGUGGCACCGCCCACUGUCACCUGGGCGCACAACAAUUGCGAGCUCAAGCAGAGCGUCAAGUUCAUGAAGCGUUACGCUGGAGACGACUACACGUUCGUCAUCAACCGAGUCAAACUAGAAGACCGCGGAGAAUACAUGAUCCGAGCCGUCAAUCACUACGGUCUCAGAGAGGAGCCCAUUUUCCUCAACGUUCAACCGCUACCGAAAGAGGUACCGCAAUACAAACCGGAUAUGACUCCGCUUCGGCGCCGCAAGCCACUCGAAUACCAACUGUGGCAGGAUGAACGUGAUUCCGUGCCAACAUUCACUUUCCUGCUCCGCCCUCGUGUCAUUCAGCUGCAUCAAACGUGCAAACUCCUGUGCUGUCUGAGCGGUAGACCUACACCAACGGUCAAAUGGUUUAAAGACAAACGGGAAUUAUCCAAAUACGAUUACACUAUGACGUACUCGGAUGGUGUUGUUACAAUGGAAAUCGCAAACUGCAAAGUAGAAGAUUCGGGUAACUAUCGAUGCGUCGCCACCAACGCCAUGGGUCAGGAUGAAACUUCUUGCGUCGUCAUCGUCGAAGGUGCCAACGUGUCAACUGAUCAAGCCGACUUGGUCAACAACUUACUUCGCUCCGGAGAUCGACGGUACGUUGAGAAUAAGUCCACCACGCGCACACAGGAGUCUUAUACUUCGCAAAGCCAUUCAACAAUUACCAAUCAUCAGUCAAGCUCCCAACAUCUAGCAUCUGGCACGUCUUACCAGUUGAGCUCCAACAACCAUCUCUCUAUUCGCGACACUUUUAGCAGCCAAUCAACUUCUGUGGAAACAACCAGCUCGAAGCGGCAACAGAAAGCUUACGGUGGAAGCACGACUUCUCGUUCUCGAACGGCCACCAAAGAUUUAGAAUUACCGCCGUCCGAUUCUCUCAUGUGUCAACCACAGUUCGUGAAACCACUGAGCGACAUGACAAUUAAAGAUGGAGAGGCAAUGAAACUUACGUGCAUCGUCAAAGGCGACCCUGAUCCUAAUGUCACAUGGAUGAAAAACGGCGAGUUACUGAGCUCUUCAGAUAUUUUGGAUCUUAAGUAUCGAAAUGGCACUGCAACUCUAUCAAUCAAUGAAGUAUACCCGGAAGAUGAAGGUUUAUACACAUGUAAAGCCAAAAAUAGUCUCGGAGAAACUGAAACAACUUGCCGUUUAAUUGUACAAACAUCUGAAAAAGCAUGUCACAGGACGACAGGCAAAGAAAGAGCUCCACGAAUAAUUGAGCACGUGUCUUCCAAGACAGUCAAUGAUGGCGAAUCAGUUACUCUUCAAUGCCGAGUUACGGCAGCGAUCAAAUUUGAUGUCAUUUGGUUGCACAAUGAAAAAGAAAUCAAGCCUAGUAAAGACUUUGAAUAUGAUCGUCUUGGUGACGUAUGCAAAUUAAAAAUUGCCGAGAUCUUCCCAGAAGAUGCGGGAACCUAUACAUGCGAAGUCUUCAACGAUGUUGGUGAGGCAUUUAGUUCGUGCACAUUACUGGUCGUUGUUCCGAACGAAGAGGCAAAAAGUCCUACAUUUAAAACUUUUCCACAAUCUAUCACCAUUGCACAAGGACAAACGGCCGUAUUCACAUGUGAAAUGGACAAGGCACCCACCAGAGUAACAUGGAUGAAAGACGGCCAACCGCUCGAGGCAUCGACCAAGAAUGUUCAGAGUGUCGAUGGAAAGAAGCGUUUCAAAUUGGAGGUGUCCAAUGUUACCACAACUGAUAUUGGUCAGUACGGAGUGACUGCCGUCGGAAAGAAAUGCGAAACAUCAGCUUCUUUUUCGCUCAAUGUAACUGCCAAUGAACCAUGAUAAGUUGGUAAUUGAAGGGGUCGAUCGAUAUCUUUUCAAAAAUUAUGCGAACGUAACUUGAUUUCAUCUUUCAAAAUGUUUUUUUUUUAAUUCAAAGCUUCUUUGCUUUUUGUGCUGUUCCCUAUCGCUGCCUUUUAACCGCCUUAUUAAGAAGUGCGCUUUAAAACUGGGUCUUAUCGGCGUUCGAUGAUUAAGAAUGUUAAGAAGAUAUUCGUCUGUUUUCUUGUUCCUAGCUGCUGCCAAUGAUCUACUAGUCAGGUAACGUGACAACACUAAGUUGGUCGUAUUUAGUCGAGCUUGUCGUUUAUCGAUUCAUUUAUUGAAGUUUUUCAAAGCUGCAAUCUCCCUUGGCUGUAAUAAACAAGUUAUGGCGUUUUCUCUUUA